CUUUUACAUCUAACGUCGAGUUUAUUCACAAUAAAAUAAUAAAGAACUUUAAAGAUUGACUGAAUAAUAAAUGAGUUAGCAUGAUAGUUAGCCACCAUUAGCGCCAUGCUAACGCUGUGUGGGACGUUUAGUUUUGGGGCGUUGAGAUAUAUAUUUUAAAGAAACGUAAAUUAAAUAUGGCACAUAGUGGAUUAAAGAUUAUAACAUUAGUGUAAAAGUUUAUUAGUUAUUAUUAUUAUUAUUAUUAUUAUUAUUAUUAUUACAAGUAAAUUAAAAUCACUGUAGCCUCGACGACUGUGUUUACUUCCGGUAUCAGUGUGACGUCACUGUCCACGCAGUCAGGUGUUUCAGCACUUCCGGGAGAGUGAAGAUCAGAUCCCAGUGAAGUCUGGAGCUGUGAGAGGUAACACCAGGUGAGAUGUUGAGUCCAGCUGCAGUGUUGAGGAGUCUGAGGAACAUCAGUCUGUUCAGUGACUCCAGGAGGAGGAGGAGGAGGAGGAGUGAAGGAGCAGAGCAGGAGCUCAGAGAGGAGGACUGUCACCUCCGUCACCUCCCUGUGGACGUGCAGCUCCUGCUCCUGACCUUCCUGACCCCGCGGGACCUGUGCAGGCUCGGGGCGACGUGUCACUACUGGAGCUGGAUGGUGCGCGACCCGCUGCUCUGGAGGUACUUUCUGCUCCGGGACGCGGCGCUCUGGAGCUCUGUGGAUCACAUGUCUACCCCGAGACUGCACUACCUCGCCGAGCCCCCAGGGGGAGACAGUGAGGCUGACAGUGAGACGGAGACGGAGCACCUGGACUUUAUGGCAGAAUACCUGCGCUGUUGUCCCGAGUGUCGCUCUCGGCAGUGCUGCACUCCUCCCUUCGCUCUCUCUUCCUUCCUGCACUCCCUGGUGUCGGACACAGAACCCCGGUUCUCCAUGUUCGGCCCUGGACUCGAGCAGCUCGACGUCUCGCUCAUGAACGUCAUGAUGAACUCUCCUCGCGUCCUGAAAGUAGCGGGGAUUCCACAGCGGCAGAUCAACGGUAUUGGAUCAGGGAUCAGUUUUUUGUACGACGCCCAACACAAGUUUAACAUCAUCACUUUGUACUCCACCUACAGGGCAGAGAGAGACCGGGCGCGGGAGGAGAGGUCGAGGGUGGAGAGUAAGGUCUUUUUUCAGGAUGAUGAUGAUGAUGAUGAUGGAGGAGGAAGGCGGAGCUUCAGCGUGGCUCCCCAGUUCCAGGAAGUGUUCCGCUCUGUUAACGGCUUCAUUUACGUGGCUAACGCGGAGACACACACAGCUGUAAGGGAGGAGGAGUUUGCUCAGAUCAGCGCGGCGCUCCAGCCCGUGUUCGGUCCCCCGUCCCGUCCCCUCCUCGUCCUCUCCUGUGUGUCCAGAGACGGAGAGAACCGGAGGACGAGUGUGUGUGUUUCUGUCGCUCAUCAGCUACAACUCAGCCUGCUGCCCAACCCCUGGAUGGUGCAGGACGUUGUGGCUGACUCUCUCUCAGGACUGAUGGAGGGGAUCGGCUGGUUACUCAGACACUCAGGACUCAAAGUCUAGACGACCAGACUGUAUAUCUGUAUAGUUUUAUUCAGUCAUUUUCUCUAAUAACAAACGUGUUCACGUGUGUGUGAGAUGGGACAAUGUAACAUGUUCACGUGUGUGUGAGAUGGGACAAUGUAACGUGUUCACGUGUGAUUUACUGUCUCACACCUGCUGGGUUUUUAUAGAGUUUUUUACUCAGAAUAUUAUUCAUGUUUAUUAUAAACAACAUAUUCAGUUGUCCUCACUGUGUGUGUG
Clarias gariepinus (North African catfish) is the source of this 1786-nucleotide messenger RNA. It is a transcript of the gene fbxo4, whose product is annotated as F-box protein 4. The transcript has 8 exons. Gene Ontology annotation, molecular function: protein binding. Bases 419 to 1546 code for a protein of 375 amino acids. Gene Ontology annotation, biological process: SCF-dependent proteasomal ubiquitin-dependent protein catabolic process; protein polyubiquitination. NCBI's taxonomy places the organism in Eukaryota, Metazoa, Chordata, Actinopteri, Siluriformes, Clariidae. Gene Ontology annotation, cellular component: SCF ubiquitin ligase complex. The record is from RefSeq and is a predicted model, not a curated record.